Centruroides sculpturatus (bark scorpion) is the source of this 3346-nucleotide messenger RNA. RefSeq names its product condensin complex subunit 2-like (gene barr). Gene Ontology annotation, molecular function: chromatin binding. NCBI's taxonomy places the organism in Eukaryota, Metazoa, Arthropoda, Arachnida, Scorpiones, Buthidae. The record is from RefSeq and is a predicted model, not a curated record. The transcript has 17 exons. Gene Ontology annotation, biological process: mitotic chromosome condensation. Bases 158 to 2284 code for a protein of 708 amino acids. Gene Ontology annotation, cellular component: condensin complex.
UUAAAAGAAAACAACAGACAGCCGCCAAAAUCGAACGUACGAUAUUUAAUAUUUGUAAAUUAAAGUUUAAUGCGUUCGAUUUAAGUACUUUAUUCUAUGUGACAGCUAAUUUAAUCGAUUUGGGAUAAGUUAAACAGUCGAUUGACGUGUCUAAAUAAUGUUGUUUAAUGAAGAGGCAUCAACUAAUACAUUGCAACAUAGUCUCGCUAAACCCACAGUUGCAGGAAUAAUUCGUAUUCAUAAAAGAAAUCUUUCUAAGGGCGAGCUUCAAGCAUCUCCUAGAUAUUCUGAUGUGCCACAAAAUGAUGAUGAAUUGGAAAGGAAACAAAGGCGAAAAGAAAAAAUUGAACAGUUACAGAGAGAUAUUACUAAUAGUCCUUUAACUCCUGCAGAAAAAAGAAAAUCUAUAGCAAUCAACAGUUCAGGUUUAACAAAUGCUCAAUUGGCUGAACAUUAUGCCAAUUGCAUGAAAUUGUUUACAGAAAAUAAAAUAAAUGUUAAGAAUGCAUUUGGACUUCAUCUUAUUGAUUAUAUGCCUGAAAUAUUAAAUAAAGAUGGUGAAACAAACUUUCAGAUUGCAAGUUGCACUCUUGAUGCUGGAACUAAAAUUUAUGCUUCUCGUGUGGAUUGUGUCUAUGCCAAUACUUUCAAAAUUGCUAGUGGUUUGGGGAUUGUUGAAGAUAAUAGAAAGAAUAAUGAGCAAGUUGAAAAUGUAGAAAAUGGGGAAGAACAUGGCAAAACAGAUAAGAAAAAGAAAAAGUUGAAGAAAAGUAGUACUGUUGAACAAAAUCCAAAUUCACUAAAUAUAAAAAAGUUUGAUUCAGGAUUUCAGGUUGAUCCAUUAUUUUUAAAGAUGUCUAAUGAGUUUGAUACUGGAGGUCUUAAUGGUUUUUUAUUUAAUACUUUUCCUGCUCAUGAUGGAAAUGAGCAAAUUAUUGAUUCUAGAAAUAUUCCAUUACCUUAUGUAGAAGAAGAAGAAAAAUUUAUUGAUAAAACAGAAUUAAAAGAAAUAUUUAAUUAUUUACAAAGGAAUGUAAAUAUAGAUCCUCAGUUAUCAGAGAUGAGUUUUCUUAAUUCUGAAGAUAACAUUAGAAAGAUUACCUAUUCACAUAAUGAUAUCUUUUCACCACCUGAUAAAAGAAAGAGAAGUUUAUAUGAUGAAGCAACAAUUACAAAUAGUGAAUAUUCUGAAGAGGUAUUCACUGAAGAUACAGAUGAAAUGCUUGAAGAUUCUGAAGAAUUAACUGACAGAAAUGUAAAUAGUCUUCCAUCUGAAUUUGAUGAGUUUUCUAGAGGGAGAGCAUUCUCAGAUCGUUUUGAAUUACUAAAAGACACAUCAAACAAAAUAAUGAUACAAAAUGUAAGUGAUAUGGCUACUGUGUUAGCAGAUAAACCUUCUGAAUAUUCUUAUUUCAAUAAUAAUUUACUUUCUGGUUGGGCAGGACCUAAACAUUGGAAAUUAUUUAAUCAAAACAAAGCAAAGCCUGAUUCAUCUGAGAAAUCUAAUGAGAAUAAGAGAAAAACAAUAAAAGUCUUUAAACUUGACUAUAAUAAAGAAAAUAAUUUUGAUGAUCACUUUGUGAAAGCUUCAAAAUCAAUUAAAUUAUCUGAGAAAACCAUGGAAAAUUGGAAUGAAGAAAAGGUUACUCUACCAAAUGAUCUUCAUUAUGAUAUUAGAAAACUUAUUCAAAUAUUUUUAAAACCUAUUACAAUUAAACAUAAUAGAAAUCCUAUGGAAGUAAAAGGAAUUAAUUAUAAUUAUGAUAAUCCAAAUGACUGUGAAAAUUACUGUCCUGACAUUCAGGAUGAUAGUGAUAUUGAGAAUGAAAAAACAAGAUUUCCAAAUGUAAAUUUUACAUGCUUUGAAGCUACUCAGAUUGGUGAAAAGAUAGAUAUGAUAACUCCCAGUUGUGAAGAUAACUCAGGAGGAUUAGGAAAUCUUAUAGAGGAACCACAAAGGAUUUUAAAAAUUGAUAUACAUUAUGCAAGAACAGCAAAAAAAAUAGACAUUAAACGAUUGAAGAAACACAUGUGGAAAAUAUUAAUCAGUCAUCAUAAAGAUACUGAGAAUACAAUUGAUAAAGAAAUCGUUAAUCAGAAAAUGGACAAUAAAAUAUAUUUCUCUAGAUUAUAUAACAUACUUCCUAAUUAUUUAUCUUCUACUAUGAUAAAUAAUUUAAGUGUUCCCAUUGCAUUUGUUUCAUUACUACAUUUGGUAAAUGAACAGAAUCUUGCAUUGGAAGGACAUUCAGAUCUGUGUGAUUUUAUUAUUUAUCAACAAUAACCUUUUACUUUUUAAGUUGUACAUAAAUAUAUAUACAUAAAGAGAGAUUUCUAAUCAUAACACAAUUUGUCAUAUAAAAUCAUUGUAUAAGUAUUUCUAAAUGACUUUUUAAAGAAUUGAUAUAAAUUAUAAAAAGACAUCACAAAAUAAUCUCUAUUUUCAUUAUUGAGAAGAUUCAUUCAAUAUAGAAAUAUUUUAUAUAUAUAUUUGUUAAUUGUAAAAACAUUAAAAAUGCUUUUGUUAAAAUAAACUAAUUUUAUUUUUAUGUUAAAUAUUAUUUUAUAAAUGGCAGGCUGAAUAACAUUAUACAUAAUUAAAAAAACUGAUGGAACAGGUUGAAAAGUAAAGCUUAGCAAAAACAUGUAAAUAUAAAAAUGUUUUUGAAAGUUUGAACCAGAAUACUAGAAUCACAUUCAACAGUAAAAGUGCACAUUACAUAGACUACAACUGUAGGAAGUUUUGGAUGAAGCAAUGUCACCAUGAUAAUAAAUCAGGAAAAGAAGCAUUGUCAUAGAAAAAGGCUUCAAACUGUACUUAUUGUCUUAAAGUUGUUGCACCUAAAAUAAUUUGGCUGAACACUACAUCACCUUUGAGCAAUAUUAGUGAAGAAACUUUAAGGCACAAAGUAUAGCUUGAAGCCUUUUUCUAUGAUGAUGCUUAUUUUCCUGAUUUUAUUUUGGUGGGUGAUAUUGCUUUAUCCAAAACUUCCUGCACUUGUCAGUGUAAUGUUCUAGUUAGCAUAACUUCUACUUACUGCAUAAAUAAAGCACUUGUAAUAAUUAUAGUUUAUUUAUUCAGUAUGUUGAUACAUUUUAAGCUAUAUGUUGUUCUAGAUAUAUAAGAAUAAAUAUAAAAUCAGUGGUAUAAUUUUUUAAAAUGUGUAAUAUAGUUGACAUACAAAUUGUGUGAGAAGACAAUUAAGUUAAAAGCAAUAAAAAUAGUUUCUCUUUUUGUCUAUGAUUUCAUUAUUUUUGUUAUUCCUUCUGCAAAUGAAUGUAUUUUAGCUUUGUAAAUAUGUGAAAUAUUUGAAUGUGGACUUGUACUUUAUUUUGAUUUGUAUUA